CCAAAACAAACUCAAGUCUGCACAGACACUCCCAACGCUCAUACAUAUAUCCUCCCAGGUUGGAGUAGAGACUGGUCCAAUUGUAUUCACCUAAUCGACCUCUCUCUCUUUUUCUCUUUCUCUCUCCGUCUCUUUUGUUUUGAUACCAACCCUUUCGAAAUCACUCUGGCUAGUGAACCGUCAACAUGCAGCUGACCAAGACUCUUCUUCUCGCCCUUGUCGGCACGGCCUUUGCAUCUCCCAUUGAGAAGCGCCAAGCCGCCAUUAUCCAGCAGGCCGUCACUGAAGUCCAGGGCGCUAUCUCGAAGCUCGAUACCGCAGUAAAGGGCGUUGGCGACGACAUUGCCUCUGCACAGCCCGUCCUGGCCGCUGCCACCGAUGUCAAGACCGUCAUCACCAAGGCAGGCAACGACAUCCAGGCCGCCCAGCCCCUGCAGCUCCAGGAGGCCCUCGGCCUCCAGCAGAUCGCCGGCGACCUCCAGACGUCGGCGACUGGGCUGAUCGAUACCAUCAUCGCCAAGAAGCCCAACUUUGACAAGCUCGGCGUCUCGAGCGUCGUGCUCCAGAACCUCCAGGAGCAGAAGAGCACCACCACGAGCCUCGGCCAGGCCCUCAUCUCCAAGGUCCCCGCCAUCGGUCAGGGCAUCGCCCAGCAGGCCAUCGACCAGAUCUCGGCCGUCCUCGACAGGGGCAUCCAGGCCUACUCUGCCGGCGGUGGUGCCGCUCCCGCUGUAGGGGGUGGCGCUGCCGCGCAGCCAGUGGGUGCGUAAAAGCACAUAAUAACCCCUUUCGUCGCGCGCGCCCUUUUUCCUUUUCUCUUCUUCUUUCGUCGUUUUCCCCUCUCAUCAGCAUCUGUCCGUUCGUCCGACUGUAUCUACUAGCGAGAUUGUCUCUU
This is a messenger RNA of Colletotrichum destructivum, 895 nucleotides long. RefSeq names its product Putative Cell wall mannoprotein. The transcript has 2 exons. Lineage: Eukaryota; Fungi; Ascomycota; Sordariomycetes; Glomerellales; Glomerellaceae. Bases 186 to 770 code for a protein of 194 amino acids. Gene Ontology annotation, cellular component: extracellular region. The record is from RefSeq and is a predicted model, not a curated record.